Molecule: messenger RNA, 3497 nt
Organism: Antechinus flavipes (yellow-footed antechinus)
Lineage: Eukaryota; Metazoa; Chordata; Mammalia; Dasyuromorphia; Dasyuridae
Gene: GPR153
Product: G protein-coupled receptor 153
Exons: 6
Coding region: 323-2275 (650 amino acids)
Biological process (GO): G protein-coupled receptor signaling pathway
Cellular component (GO): membrane
Molecular function (GO): G protein-coupled receptor activity
Source: RefSeq, a predicted model, not a curated record
ACGGCGGGGGCAGCGGCGCCUGGAGAGGAUGCCCCCGGCCGGGGGACGACCCCCGCGGCUGCGCUCGGGCCAGGGGAACCGCCGCCGCUGCGGGGGCCGGAGCAACGAGGCGUGGGGAGCGGACUCGGAGCCCCGGGCACGGAGCCGCAAGGUCCCUUAGCCUGUGGUCCAUGAUGCCGGCGACCAGCCCUCCAUAAGGGGCUCUGCUCUCUGCCCGGGGCCCUGGGGCUCCCCUGGAGGAUGUCCGUGCUGCCCCCGGCCCUGCGUGCGUCCGUCCCCAGCCAGCUCCCUUGGGCCCGUGGCCCGGCCCCCGCCCUGCGCCAUGAAGGAUGAGGAGGGGCUGCACAGGAACGCCGUGGCCUGGCUGGCGUGCGCCGGGGUCUCGCUGCUGGCCAAUGCCUGGGGCAUCCUGAGCGUCAGCGCCAAGCAGAAAAAAUGGAAGCCCCUGGAGUUCCUCCUGUGCACGCUGGCCGGCACCCACAUGCUCAACAUCGCCAUCCCCAUCACCAUGUACGCGGUGGUCCAGCUGCGGCGCCAGCACUCCGACUACGAGUGGAAUGAGGGGCUCUGCAAAGUGUUCGUGUCCACUUUCUACACCCUCACCCUGGUCACUUGCUUCUCGGUCACUUCUCUGUCUUAUCACCGCAUGUGGAUGGUCCGGUGGCCGGUCAACUACCGGCUGAGCAACACCAAGAAGCAGGCGGUGCACACGGUGAUGGGCAUCUGGAUGGUGUCCUUCAUCCUAUCCACCCUCCCCGCCGUGGGCUGGCACGACACCACGGAGCGCUUCUACGCCCACGACUGCCGCUUCAUCGUCACCGAGAUCGGGCUGGGCUUCGGGGUCUGCUUCCUGCUGCUCAUCGGCGGCAGCGUGGCCAUGGGCGUGGUCUGCACCGCCAUCACCCUUUUCCAGACCCUCUCCCUGCAGGCCGGCCACAACCUGGACCGCAACAAGUUCAACGUGCCCACCAUCGUGGUGGAGGACGCCCAGGGCAAGCGCCGCUCCUCCAUCGACGGCUCCGAGCCCCUCAAGACGUCCCUGCAGAUCACCUACCUGGUGGCCGGGAUCGUCUUCCUCUACGACUGCCUCAUGGGCUUCCCCGUGCUGGUGGUGAGCUUCACCAGCCUUAAGUCGGACACUUCCUACACCUGGAUGGCCCUGUGCAUGCUCUGGUGCUCGGUGGUGCAGUCCCUCCUGCUCCCCCUCUUCCUGUGGGCCUGUGACCGCUAUCGGGCCGACAUCAAGGCCGUCUGGGAGAAGUGUGUGGCCCUCAUGUCCAAUGACGAAACAGAUGAAGAGACCAGCCUGGAUGGGGGCCUCCACACGGACCUGAUGUAUGAGCGCCCCUUUGAGUACGGCUACAGGGGUGACUUCCUUGCCCUGGACCAUAUUGCCAAGUAUGACUUCUCUGCCUUGGAGAGGGGGAUCCCUCAGCUUUACCCACUGCAGCCCAUCCAGGAGGAUAAGAUGCAGUAUCUUCAGGUCCCCCCCACCAGGCGGUACUCCCACGACGACACGGACAUGUGGCCCGCCGUCCCCUUGCCCGCUUACCUGCACCGCCCCUGGGGCUCCAGCGAGGACAUGGCCACCCUGGCCCAGCUGGUGCUGCCCUCCCCGUCCGACCGCCGGCGGGGAAGCCUGCUGGCCUUCUCGGAGGUCCCUCCCUACCGCAGGCGGCGGCGCUCGGCCGAGAGCCUGCUGUCCCUGCGCCCCUUGUCGCGAGAGGAGGUCUGCGGCCAGGACCUGGCUUGCUUCAGCCGCGAGGAGGUGGUGAGCUUCAUCGACGAGUCUCCCCUGGGCAGCCCCCUGCGCAGCCCGGCGCGCUCGGCCUCGGCCUCGGUGCUCCCCGACGCCUUCGGCUGCCCCGCGGCCGGCUUCGCGCUGGCGGACUUCGGGAAGGAGCCGCAGGCCUUGCGCCGCCUCUCGGGCCAGGGCCGCGGCUGCCUCUUGGCGCUGCCGGGGCCCUUCCAGCCCCGGGCCCUCCAGGCCCCGGGCUUCUUCCCCGUGGACGGUCGGCGGCGCCCGGGCUCCAUCCACAUUGAGCUCUGCGAAGCCCCCGCGUGUGAGGAGCCGCCCCCCGCCCCCGCCGCCCGCCGGGCCGGCUUGGACGCGGACUCUAAAAGGUUUCGGAUGAGUCUGAGCGCUUCCUGGGGGGACUCGGAGAGCUUGCGGCCGGUGGGGGGCAAAGGCAGCAACAGCAGCUUCCUGAGCUCUCCCUCCGAGUCCUCGGGAUACAUCACCUUACACUCUGACUCGCUGGGCUCGGCCUCCUAAGGGGGGAAGGCAGAGCGCCCCCCGAAGAGCGGCUGCGCCCCUUCCCAGGCUCCCUUCCGGGGGCCAAGGGCGAGGAAGGGCGACGAGCUGGUGACUCCUCCCGCGGUUACUCGGGCCUUGGCUGUGGGGCAGUCGGAGCUGAGUAAAAACACCAAAGAAUCACUCUCUCCUCUCCUCCCCCCUGCCCCACCACGAAGCCCGGCGGAGCAGAACCGCGGACCCCCGGAGGCUGGGACCAGGGGCAGAAGGCAGGGCUCCCCCGCAUGCAGACUGAGCUCGGAUGAGCCGGAGAGAAGAGGGAAGGGCGAGCUGGGCUGAGGAUCCCUUAUGGGGUAGAAACACGAACACGAGAUCGUCUCUUCCUGCCUCCUUCCCCCUUCCUUUCCCUCUGUCUCUCUCCUGUAUCCCCAUUCUCUUUGCAUUCCUCUCCCCUUCCCUCCUUCCACUUGAUCCAUCCAUUUUCCACUGUGACCCAUAAUUAACUGUAGCUCCAGCUUCUCCCCCAACCCUGUAUUCUCAUCCCUCGGGGCCGUGGAAGGAGAGAAAAAAGAUCCUUUCUGGGAUUUCUAAAAGCACAGGGGCAUGCAUAAGCCCAAACCUGCUUCCCUCCUCACAUGCCUCAGUUUCCCCAUCCGUGGGGGGUGCCAUUACUUAUCUCUCAGGGCUGUGGUGAGGACUCACGUCCUUGGUGUGUACAGCAUGGGGCAGCGGGGUAACGAUGGGGAAGGGAGCACUGGAAAUCUCCAGGCUUGACUCAUCGGAGAGGGGUACGAUGUCCAGACGUCCAAUAUCUGUGUUCUCUCUCCAUCGCCAGCCAGGAGCAUGAAAGACAGUGGGUGUCCUGGGUGAGAAAGGCGCAAGACCAGGGCAUUGAGCAAUAUAUAGGCCAGGGGGCCUUUCCCAGCAGCCCUCAGCUCAGUCUUCCUCUCCCACGUUGGCUUGGCUUGCAGGUCAGGGGCCGGGCCUUCCUGCCCCACACCACCCCAAGAUUCCCUGGGUCUCCAUAGCAGAGAUGCCCAAGCCUGGCAGCGUCUCCAAGGGCAGGUGGGGAGCAGUCCCCGGAAGCUGGACCUGUACAAAGGCCGCCCUGAAUCUUUCCUUCUCGAGCAAUUCAAAAGACUCCUGAACAGGGAGGGAUGGAGGGAUUUCGGUUGCUGGGAGGGACCACACUUCUCAGGUCACUCUUUGCAGCCACAAUACGGGGUGGGGGUGGGUGGGACAC